AAUCUCUUUUUCCUUUUGUUUUGUAAUUGUAUAUAUACACAAUACUUAUCUUCUUUUGCCAUUGGCUGCAAUAUUAGUACUGCUUUGUGAACGAAAGAGAGAGAGAGAGAUGGGACAUCACUCCUGCUGCAACAAACAGAAAGUGAAGAGGGGGUUAUGGUCCCCAGAAGAAGAUGAAAAACUCAUCAACUACAUUACAACAUAUGGCCAUGGCUGCUGGAGCUCAGUUCCUAAACUUGCAGGCCUACAGAGAUGUGGAAAGAGCUGCAGACUGAGAUGGAUAAAUUAUUUGAGACCUGACUUAAAACGUGGGAGCUUCUCUCCCCAAGAGGCUGCCCUCAUCAUUGAACUCCAUAGCAUUCUAGGCAACAGAUGGGCUCAGAUAGCCAAGCAUCUACCAGGAAGAACAGAUAAUGAAGUGAAGAACUUUUGGAACUCAAGCAUAAAAAAGAAGCUCAUCCCUCAUGAAGUUAUUCCUGCCUUGGCCUCCUUUUCUCAUGAUAUUCACAACCCUAGUGGUAAUUCUGAGGAAAGUUUCUUCACCCUCACCACAAACCCUAAUUUGGGUCCUCAACAAGACCAGCUAUUCCUUCCCAUUCCAAAUCCAAUGCCUCAAGGUUUCAAUUUUCAUGGUGAUCAUAAUAACAUCAAUCUCAUCAAGUUAGACCAGACCAAUUACGGUUCCAAUUUCGUUCAUCAUUUUCCUCCUCCCCUCCAAUUGCCAUCAAAUUCUUCCUCAUAUGAGUCCUCAUGGUCUUUAGGCUAUCAACCCCAUCAUCAAUUUGAUCCCAAUCCACAUCUUCAAAAUUUCAGCAUUGAUGAAGCAGCUGCACAUUAUAAUAUUGGUAAUGAACUUAUGGUUCCAAUUAGUAUGCCAUCAUCAGCACCAGCAGUAUAUGAAAACCCUUCAAUUCUACCUACACUGCCUAAAUUGUGUGAGAUCCUUGAUGGUAAUGUUUGUAGGAUGCCAUGUUACCCAUCUGAUCCACAAGACCUUGACUCACUUGCCAAAUUAUCAUGUUUUCCAUCUACUCAUGGGGCUUAUCCUCAAGAUCUUCAGUUUCUAUCCAGUCAAUUGGAGUGCAUUGAUGCCAUACUUUCAUUGCCAUCAUCUUCCUCAUCAUCAUCCCCGUUAUCGGUAUCUUCAUCCUUGUCACCUUUAUCGAGCACCCAAUUUGUCGCAAACUCUACUGUUUCGGAAGCCUAGCUAGCUAGACAUGGUAAUAAAUUCAAAUUAGGUUUUUUGUAUGGUUGGAACUUGGAUUUAUAUUCAUAAACCUGAAAAAUGCAUAUAUUAAUUUCUUGACAUUUGCAUAAGGUGACGCUAUUCCCAUUACUAGAAAACCUAAAUGUUGCUAGCUAGUUUAGGCUCCUUGGGGAGUAAUGUUUGUUGAAGCCCCAUAUCUACCUCCUUUCACA
Prunus dulcis (almond) is the source of this 1419-nucleotide messenger RNA. Its product is annotated as transcription factor MYB26-like. Bases 110 to 1207 code for a protein of 365 amino acids. The record is from RefSeq and is a predicted model, not a curated record. NCBI's taxonomy places the organism in Eukaryota, Viridiplantae, Streptophyta, Magnoliopsida, Rosales, Rosaceae. The transcript is spliced from 3 exons.